Molecule: messenger RNA, 1086 nt
Organism: Kickxella alabastrina
Lineage: Eukaryota; Fungi; Kickxellomycota; Kickxellomycetes; Kickxellales; Kickxellaceae
Exons: 4
Coding region: 1-1086 (361 amino acids)
Source: RefSeq, a predicted model, not a curated record
AUGUUCUCUCAAGCUGCUAGAAUCAUUACACCUCGCUCGCACGCUGCCAACACGCUUGCAAAGUUGGAGGAUGCUCUCUCCAACCCACCCUGCCUUUCCUGCUCGCACUUGGAAAUGAAAUACAAGGCAGUAGACUCAAUGCUUGGCAGAAAGAUUAUUGAGGUGAUGGAUAAGGACCUCGAAAUCCGCCGCAUUACUGCGGAAGCCCAGAAGAGGAAGGUGGCUUUGGAUGUGCGUUACAACGACUACGUCAAUGCAACACGCACAAGCCUCGACCUCCACGGGCUAGUUGCUGCAGCUACCACCUCCAUUUCCAAUGGUGCCAGCGCUGAGAAGGAGACACUCCAUGAGCUGCUUCGCAUGAACAUAGCCGCUGUCAAUAGUGCCGGCACCAAGGAGGGAACAGUGCACAACUUUUGUCGCGAGCAACUUGGUGUAUCUACUGGCGAGUCUGGAAACGCACACCGCGCAACUGGCGAGACUCUACUUUACGAGACUACGCAUACUCAUGCUGUUGAGCCCAAUUCUGUCUACCUUCGCCACAAGCUUGCAAAAUCUGACAAACAGGUUGACCAGCAGCAACGCACCACCUUCUUCAAUAAGUGGGAUAAGCCAAACACACUGGCAUUCGAGUCAGUGCACUGCAUCUUGAACAUUGCUGAUCGGCAUGUUGAUCAAAUGGUGGAUGCGCACAGCGGAUGGGCUCGCAGCCACACCGAGAUACUGGAGCAACUGAGCAAGGACCUACUCGAGGCCUGCGAGUUAUGGCUGGACGAUGGGUUUGACUUGGGCAUUGAGGAGUUCAAGGAAAACAUGGCCAAGCUGGCCGAACUGAUGGCGCCUAGGGGCGAAUGUGCGGCAAAAAAGAUGGCAAAGGCAAACGCGGCGAUGCGCGACAAUCUGGGCAAGCUCCGCAACCAGCUAAUCACGGGCAUUAAUGUUACCAACACCUGCUUGGGCCCGACGAGUGUUAGAAGUUGGUACACAAACAACAACACCAACGCCAGCGCUAGCGCCAACGCCAACGCCAGCCGACUGGACCAGAAAGGAAAGGUUGUAUUCGGUUCAUAUCCAUCUGUUUGGUAG